AUGGGUGCCAGCAAUGCACCCAGUCGGACAACUUCCUCUCAUCGCCCAGCGGGGACCGUCCAACAGACCUCGCCUUUGCAAUCCCGCUCCAGAUCACGUAUCCAAGGCCUAUUGAUAGGCCCUGGGAGGAGUGGCGAGCACCCAAGCGGCAAAUAUAGCAAUCAAUCACGCCAUGGAAACCACUCCUGGAAUGGGCUCACCUCCAUCAGAAUAGGGCGCCGGCGCAAACAACCUGCUCCCUCGGAACCACCCCCAGCUGCUCAAGAACCCCAACUGUAUUUGAGCCACUCCGCCAACCCACCUCAAUCUGCCAGCGCUGGACAUCAGAGACCACAUUUGCCCAGCCACCAUUCUGUGGUCGGCAGACCCGUCAAACAACCCUCUGGUGGUAGCAAUCUGGAGGCUUUCCAAGCCUUGCAUCUUGAGCAGGUCCCGCCUCCCCCAGCCGGUCACCCCCGCCGAGGACAACAGCAGGGAGAGGCCGGCCCGACGGCGAGGGACAAGUCACACACUUCUCAGAGCCGGGGUCGAAAAUCACGUCCCAAACAUGGCCCUUGCGAUGCCCAGCCACACCCCAAGCAGGAGAUCCCCUUGGGCAUGCUGAAUGAUGACCAUUUAUCUUGGGAGGUCAAACACAUUGGGUGA
Puccinia triticina is the source of this 645-nucleotide messenger RNA. RefSeq lists its product as uncharacterized. The coding region runs from base 1 to 645 and encodes 214 amino acids. Lineage: Eukaryota; Fungi; Basidiomycota; Pucciniomycetes; Pucciniales; Pucciniaceae. The record is from RefSeq and is a predicted model, not a curated record. The transcript has 2 exons.